GGCACCACCACCAUCUACAACACCUCCACCUCCACCGAACCACACGCGACCGACAACACCACGCGCGCGCGCCACCCACAAUGUCGACGCCCUCCUCCCCACUUUCGCCAUACUCCUCGCCCUCCCCCCCGCCGCCCAAGCGCCGGGCCUCCACCGCCUUCAGCUCUCCGCACUCGUCUGACCACGAGCACCCGGACCUGCUAUCCUCCGACGUCUCAUCGGACACCAGCGGCUCGGUUCCGGGCUCGCCGGGCCCUGCGGACACGCACGAUGACGACGGCCCCGCGGAGCAGGUCUCGGUGUGCCGCUGGGACGGGUGCCUCGCGGACAUGGGGAACAUGGACGAUCUCGUCAAGCACAUACACGAGGAGCACAUCGGCACGCGCAAGGCGACGUAUGCGUGCAUGUGGGACGAUUGCAUGCGCAAGGGGAUUACACAUGCGAGUGGCUAUGCGCUCCGCGCGCACAUGAGGAGCCAUACCAAGGAGAAGCCGUUUUAUUGCUCGCUGCCGGAGUGCGAUAGGAGUUUUACCCGCUCAGAUGCCCUGGCGAAACAUAUGCGCACUGUGCACGAGACGGAGGCCCUGCGCCCCUCCGAUCCGGUACCGAAGAGUCAUCCGCUACACCCGCACAAUGCGCCGAGAAAGGCAAGAGCUGGAGGAGGCGCGAGGACUGAUCGCUCAGCACCCGCAUUUUACGGGGCUGAAGACGGCUACGACAGCGAUGAGGAAAAGCUCCCGCCGAAGGAGCUGCUGAGGUUGCUGAAGCAGAAGCAGACAUGGGCCGAGAGGGAACAGCAGGACCUCACGGAUGCUCUGGCGAAGUUGGAGGGGAAGAGGAAGGAGGCGUGGGUUAAGAAGGAGAUGCUGCUCAACAGAGUGCUGGAUAUGGAGUUGGGCGAGGAGGAGGCCCGGAAGGUUAGCUUGGAUUGGGUGUAGCAGAUGCUGGGACAUCGAUCAAGGUCAUGGGAGUACGGAGUUUGCUUUUGCGGUCUGUUAUGUUGCUUUGAUAUACUGGUAUGCGCGGUUGCGAUUGUGGAUGAAUUUGAAAAGCAAUAUUCUGCCUGGCUAAUUGGUGUUUUAC
Tricharina praecox is the source of this 1083-nucleotide messenger RNA. RefSeq lists its product as uncharacterized. Gene Ontology annotation, biological process: regulation of transcription by RNA polymerase II. Gene Ontology annotation, molecular function: DNA-binding transcription factor activity, RNA polymerase II-specific; RNA polymerase II cis-regulatory region sequence-specific DNA binding. NCBI's taxonomy places the organism in Eukaryota, Fungi, Ascomycota, Pezizomycetes, Pezizales, Pyronemataceae. The transcript is spliced from 2 exons. The coding region runs from base 81 to 938 and encodes 285 amino acids. Gene Ontology annotation, cellular component: nucleus. The record is from RefSeq and is a predicted model, not a curated record.